Molecule: messenger RNA, 2096 nt
Organism: Heterocephalus glaber (naked mole-rat)
Lineage: Eukaryota; Metazoa; Chordata; Mammalia; Rodentia; Bathyergidae
Product: carbonyl reductase [NADPH] 1
Molecular function (GO): carbonyl reductase (NADPH) activity
Source: RefSeq, a predicted model, not a curated record
GUUGAGUCCUUUAUCUCAAAACUUUCUUAGCAGCCUUUUGGGAGUCCACGAAGCCACGCCCUGCCAGGGGCGUACGUGCGUCUGCGCUUGCGCGCUGCACGGGGUCCGGGGAGGACGCCCUCCAGGCUCCAUAGCUUAGGUCCGUGGCGUCGCGCUGUUUCUGGCUGCUCCUCGUACCGGUCCGUGAGAGUUUCUCCAACUGCUUCCGAGCCAUGUCGUCCUGCAGCCGCGUAGCGCUGGUGACCGGGGCCAACAAGGGGAUCGGCUUCGCCAUCACCCGCGACCUCUGCCGGCGGUUCUCGGGGGACGUGGUGCUCACGGCGAGGGACGAGGCGCGAGGCCGGGCGGCGGUGCAGCAGCUGCAGGCCGAGGGCCUGAGCCCGCGCUUCCACCAGCUGGACAUCGACGACCUGCAGAGCAUCCGCGCUGUGCGAGACUUCCUGCGCAAGGAGUACGGGGGGCUCGACGUGCUGAUCAACAACGCGGGCAUCGCCUUCAAGAUGGCAGAUCCCACGCCCUUUCAUAUUCAAGCAGAAGUAACGAUCAAAACAAACUUUUAUGGUACCCGAGACGUCUGCACAGAGCUGCUCCCUCUAAUAAAACCAGGAGCCCCAGAUGCCAACACUGCACACUGCUGCUCGGGCCAGGCCGUUCACAUGAUGACAGCACAGACUAAUGACUUCCUCUCCUUCCCAGAAAAUGAAGGUGUUACCAGGACACUGAGAGGUUGGCAGAAGUUGUGGAGGGGAAGGAGACUCACAGUGCCAUCAGAGGAGUCUAAAAUCCGGAAUCCGAGGGCUUCAUUCCAUCAAAUAGAAGGAGAGAUCUGAUGGCCGAGCAGAGGAGGCUGGUUCUAUAGCUGGAGAAAGGCAAAGCAGGAAGAAAAGGACAGCAAGCAGAAAGGUCAUCUCACAGUGACUUUUUCCCUUGCAAGGCAGGGAAAGGGAGACAGAACAGUAGGAAACUCGGGGUUAAUUUUGGUUUCCUUUAUUGUGAAAUGAAACCUGCCUGUGUGGGCAGCUUGCUGCUGCCCCUGUGCUGACGUCUCUGACGGUUCUACAGCUCACAGGCCCUGUCUCCAAGGCAGUUCCACUGGGGUCAGGAUGUCAGCAUGGGAACUGGGAGAGGGGACAUAAUUCCACCCCUAGCAGGAAUGAGAAGUGAGCACACGCUGAACACAACCUACCAGUGACCAAAAGCUCUGGAGAGUACAUUCCUACCGCCGAGGCCCAAGCUCACAGAGAGCCCCACCUUGCCGCUCUGGCUCUGCUUCCUGUGCACCAAGCACAUGGAGCUUGGGGUGCAUUUCAGUUCCCUCCUGCUCUGUCACAAGCUCCCUAAACCUGGUGCAUUGAAACAGCCACAAGGUGUCCUGUCUGGAUUCUGGGGAAGUUGUGUGAUCCUCUCAGGGUCUCCUGGCUCCACAUGGCUCCUGGUCACAGGGGAGCCAGAAAGGGCUGGAAGCGCCCCAGAGGCCUUGGGGCCAAACCACAUCUCCAUUAGGAAAACUGGUGCAUUCGCAGUGACUUCCAAAAUGAAGACCAGUGGGGAAGGCUUCCCUGGCACCCAUGGUCCCUUGUCCUGGGUGGCUCCCAGUAGCUCUAACUGUGACGAACUUCACAGACAUGUCCGCAUUUCAGUACCCUGGUGCCAUCUGAGAUAGGUCCUGACUGAAAUCUCCAUCUGACUUAGGUGCUCAGGGGACAGUGACAGGGUGCCAAGGAUCAUACCAUUGAUGAUGCCCACAGCCCGUGUGAAGAGCUAACCCCACCGUGGGCUUGUUUUGAGAAGUGAAUCUGGCCGAAGCCUAAUGUGAGGUCAGAGUAACUCGCACCCAAAUUCCUUUCCCACAACUAAAACCUUCUUACUACAAGGACAAUGUUCUAAUUACAACCAUAUAAUUUGUCUAUUCUGUUCCUAAUUUGAGAAUGCUUUGUUGUAUCCUUUAUGAGCCUUGCUUACAUUAGUUUCUAUAGAAACCACAAGUAGCUUGCCUUAGCCCACCUGAUUGUGAAUAAAAGUCAGUGCCUGGGACUGGCCAGCACCUUUGUGGUUGCAGUGGCUCUGGCCCUCCUGGUGGCCCGCUUUCUUCCCCA